AUGUCUAUAACAACUUGCCAGAAGGUUACUCUUAUAUCAUGCUCUGUUCUCUGUAUUUCUCUUUUCCUGCCCAGAAUGCUUUUACCCAGAGGGAAAAAGGAGAUGGGACGGCCUGAGGUUGGACCGGGGUUCUACCCUCCUGUGAUGCACCAGCUGUCAUUGCCAGAGGACCCAGAACGGUGGGGUGUGGACCCUUCGUACUCCAUGACACACAGUGCUGAGGCCAUGGCCAAAGUAAAAGGCAUUGGACGGGGCAAAAAGUACAACCUAAUGGCUCAAGCAAUACCCAUAUAUGGCUUUGGGAUACUUCUUUACAUCUUCUAUAUAAUCUAUAAGCUGACAUGUAAGGGGGAGACUACUAAAUCAGGAAACUACACAACAGUAACCAAGGCAAACAUCGAGAAUAGGAUUACACCCGAUGAGCUUGUUAGGCUUCAGGAGAGACUUCUGCGAACAGAAGCGAUGAUGGAGAGGAUUGUCUCUGCAAAGAAUCGUGGUUCUGGGAGUAGUGGCAGAAGGAGGAAGAGUAAAACUUCUAUAUCAAAGAAGGAGGAGAAAUUACUCAAGCAACUUAGACAGAUCACACAGCUGAUACAGGAGGGCCGGUUGGAGGCAGUCUCCCCAGAGAUGGAGGCUGAGGAGGUCCCCUACUGUGCAGACUGGGAAGGCUACCCAGAGGAGACCUACCCAGAGUAUGAUGAGCCCUAUAAAAGACGUGGAUUUCACACCUUUACACUAGAGGAACCCCCCCACCAGCUUACCGCUGAAGCCCUGGCAGAGAGGAUGGAGCAAGAGGAGGAAGAGAUUAUGGCAAGGAAACUAUCCAUAGUUAAAGAGGAGGAUGAAGAGCCUGCUGCAGAAAGAAAGCAAGAGAGACUUGGUUUGCAGUUGAGCAAAGAGCUACAGUGUCUUAAUGGAGGCAAGAAGCAAAUUAGCUUUAGUGACCACAAAGAUGUGUUCUGCUACCCUAAAGAGUGUACUUAUGAAGAGGAGGAAGAAGAGAAGCAAGAGGAGGUAGGGGAAGAAGAUGAGGGCACAGAGGGGGAAGAGGAGGAAGAAGAGGAUGAAGAUGAUCCAGUGAUGGAGGCAGAGAGCCUGCAGUUCAGCUGUGAGGGUUGUCCCAACCCAGAGGAGGAAGCAGAGGAGGAUAAAGAAGAGUAUUUGUUAGUGUCAGAGCCUGUGGAGGAAGACAGCCCUAUCCAUGCAGACAUGCCUAAGGAAGUCGGGGCGAGUGGUCUGAGGAUGCGGAACAGGAGAGAGACGUAA
Messenger RNA from Perca flavescens (yellow perch), 1266 nucleotides. It is a transcript of the gene ric3a, whose product is annotated as RIC3 acetylcholine receptor chaperone a. The coding region runs from base 1 to 1266 and encodes 421 amino acids. Gene Ontology annotation, biological process: synaptic transmission, cholinergic; protein localization to cell surface. The transcript is spliced from 7 exons. Gene Ontology annotation, cellular component: neuronal cell body; intracellular membrane-bounded organelle; neuron projection. NCBI's taxonomy places the organism in Eukaryota, Metazoa, Chordata, Actinopteri, Perciformes, Percidae. The record is from RefSeq and is a predicted model, not a curated record.